CUCAACAACAAAUUUGCCUCCUUCAUCGACAAGGUCCGAUUCCUUGAACAACAAAACAAGGUCCUGGAGACAAAGUGGGCUCUUCUGCAAGAACAGGGGAACAAAACAGUGAGAAUGAACAUUGAGCCCCUGUUUGAGACCUACCUGAAUAACCUCAGGAAGCACCUGAGCAGCCUAAUGACAGAGAAGGAGAACCUGGGAGGGGAGCUGAGCAAGAUGCGGAGCAUUGCUGAGGACUUCAAGAACAAGUAUGAAGAGGAGCUCAACAAGCACACAGAUGUCGAGAACGAGUUUGUGACCCUGAAGAAGGAGGCGGACACUGCCUACCUGGAGAAGACAAAGCUGCAGGCCACGCUGGAUUCACUCACAGAGGAGAUUGACUUCUUCAGAGCCCUCUACGAAGCUGAGCUGUCCCAGAUGCAGAGCAAGAUCUCUGACACCUCUGUUAUCCUGACCAUGGACAACAACCGUAGCCUUGACAUGGAGGGCAUCAUCGCUGAGGUGAAGGCGCAGUACGAGGACAUCGCCAACCGAGCCGAGGCCGAGUCCUGGUACCAGUCCAGG
Molecule: messenger RNA, 564 nt
Organism: Passer montanus (Eurasian tree sparrow)
Lineage: Eukaryota; Metazoa; Chordata; Aves; Passeriformes; Passeridae
Product: keratin, type II cytoskeletal 6A-like
Exons: 5
Biological process (GO): keratinization; intermediate filament organization
Cellular component (GO): keratin filament
Molecular function (GO): structural constituent of skin epidermis
Source: RefSeq, a predicted model, not a curated record